AGGGCGGGCGGCGUGCGCGUUCCCAGCCCGCGGAAGUUUUUCUGCGCUUGUGCGAACUUGUCCUGCGUGGCUUCAGGUGUCGCGUCCCCGUCGGUUUCACCUGCCCAGGUCGGAGGGUCGCCCCGAGGACACUUCGCAGAACCCGAAAGGAGGCACAGAUGAUCGACUAUUCAUUAAUUUUUCAUCAACAGCGUAACACUGAAAGUGUUGUAGGGAGGAGGAAGAGUAACAGACUUAUUAAAGGAAAAGCCACAGGGUUGUUAAAGUUGCCUGGCAUGAAUUAUGAUAGACUGACACAGGGAAUGAAGUAUUUGUCCUUAAGGAAUAGGCUGUCACAAGUUAUUUAGGGGAAGGGUCCAAUAAGUAUCUUGACUUUCUGGGUCAUUGGGCAGAUGUUCUGGAUGCCUGCGUUAAGGCAGUAAGUGGUCAAAAGUUCAGAUUCCAUCUGGGCUGAGACCUGCAUAAGCCCUACAUCCUCAGUGGCCUCCUGCCUGCAUUUUAGAGUGCUCUCUUAGCAAUACUGACUCCAUUUUGAUUUUCCUUUCACACCUGUCCCCUGCUGUCCUGGCUCCCGGACUUAGGGGGGCAGCCCUGGACAGGGGGCACUGAGUGGCACAUUUCUGUUCAGGAGAAGGGGACUGCAAGCUGUGGGCUGAUGCUGUGUCUGUCUGGCCAGCAGUACAUUCGGCUUAGAGUCCACCAGGGCAGCCAGGUCUGGCGCCCCAUAGAAAGCCAGGCAGUAAAGGGCUGAAGCCAACCACCCGCACUUCCGCCCUGCUCCGUCACGUGACCUACAGCCUGCCCUUCUCUCAGAAUGCAGGCCUGCACUCGUUGUCAAUCAGGGCCUAAGAAGGGGGUGUGCCUAGAGACCCGUCCAAUUAAGGUGCGAAGGCUUGGAGCCUCAUCCAAUCAGAGACGGGGGCGGGCGCAUUCGCUUACGUUGUGACGUCGCUCUUAGCCGCCCGGGCGUUCCGUCGCACCUACUUCAGGGGACCUCAGGUGUCCCGUCGCUGUUGCUCUAACCUGCCGGAGCUGUUGGGCUGCAGGGCCGCGGGGAGGACGACCUGAAUGCGCGGAGAGGGGCUGAAAUGGACUCGGUGGUCUUUGAGGACGUGGCUGUGAACUUCACCGCAGAGGAGUGGGCUUUGCUGGACCUGGCUCAGAGGAAGCUCUACAGAGACGUGAUGCUGGAGACCUUCAGGAACCUGGCCUCCGUGGGUUCUUGCUCUCAAGUUAAAACCAGUAGAUCAAGUGCUCAUUGGGAUAUUUUGGAGACUGGACUAUGCAGUGAAGAGAAAGUAGUAAGAUUCACAAGAAAUGAUUCCAGGUCUUUUUUGGGAGAAAACUGGGCAUUUCAUAACAUGCAAGAUCAGCAUCUAACUCAGGAGAGGCGUUUGAGAAAUAAUUUGGUGGAGAGUCUCUGUGAAGGUAAAGAAGGUCAUCAAUGUCUAGAAACCCUGAACCAGAUUAUAGAUUUUACUGUGCAUAAGAGUUAUUGGACUGGAAUUCAGCCCCAUCAAUGCAUUAAGUGUGGAAAAGCCUUCAGGGAUCAUUCUUUCCAGAAGAAUCAGCAAAGAUCUCACCCUGGACACAAACAUUAUCCAUGUGAAGAAUGGGGGCAAGCCUGCAGCUGUAUCUCGUGCCUAAGCCCUCCCAGGGAAACAGACAUUGUAGAGAAACCCGAUAAACAUCAGGAUGCUGGGAGAGCAUCUAAGAGGUGCGUGAAGAGUGACUGUAGUGAACAGUCUUUAGAGUGUAAGAAGUCUGGAAAAGCUCUCACUUGUCCCUCAUCUUUUCAGGAACAUGAGAGAGGUCAUUAUGGACAGAAAAUCCACAUGUGUGAAGUAUGUGGAAAAUCUUUCAGUUAUUAUUGCCAACUUGCACGGCAUGUGAGAACUCACACUGGAGAGAAACCCUAUGAAUGUAAAGAAUGUGGAAAGGCUUUCACUCGCAUCUCACACUUCCGAGAACAUGUGAGAAUGCACACUGGAGAGAAACCCUAUGAAUGUAAGCAGUGUGGCAAAGCUUUCAGUUGGUGCACUUACCUUCGAGAACACAUGAGGACACACAGCGGAGAAAAACCCUAUGAAUGUAAGCAGUGUGGCAAAGCCUUCCCCUAUCUCAAAUCCCUGCAGGGACAUGUGAGGAUCCACACUGGAGAGAAACCUUAUGUGUGUAAGGAAUGUGGGAAAUCCUACAGUUGUCCCAAAUACUUUAGAAAACAUGUGAAAACACACAGUGGAGUAAAACCCUAUGAAUGUACAGAAUGUGGGAAAGCAUUCAUUACUUCCUCAUCCCUUCGAGAACAUAUGAAGACACACAGUGAAGAGAAGCCCUAUCAGUGUCAGCAGUGUGGGAAAGCCUUCAGGUAUCCCAGAUCCCUGCAAGGACACAUGCUAACCCACAGUGAAGGGAAGCCAUAUAAAUGUCAGCAGUGUGAAAAAGCCUAUAGGUGUCUCAUAUCUCUGCAAAGACACAUGAAGACACACACUGGCGAAAAAUUCUGAAUAGAAAAACUAUGGGAAAGCCUUCAUUCUCCCUUAAAAUCUUACAAAUGGAGCAGUCACAGGAGAGAAACAUUAUGAAUGGAAAGAAUGUUGGGAAACCUUCAGCACUUCACUUAUUUUAUACUUGAAAACUCAGGGUAGACAAAAUUUUUUAAUGGAAAGAAAUAUGAUUUUUCCUUUUAAGUGCCUCAUCCUGAAUAGGGAUCCUAGUGUAUUAAUUUCUAGCUCAUGUUAACUGACCUGAACACUUAAGAUAAUAACCAUGCCUCUAUGUUCCCAUCAUCUUUGCUACUUACGUUUUGUUAUCUUGGACUUUAAAUAGUUAUACAGUCAUAUAAUACUUGUCUCAAUUCC
Molecule: messenger RNA, 2861 nt
Organism: Lagenorhynchus albirostris (white-beaked dolphin)
Lineage: Eukaryota; Metazoa; Chordata; Mammalia; Artiodactyla; Delphinidae
Product: zinc finger protein 77-like
Exons: 5
Coding region: 1089-2507 (472 amino acids)
Biological process (GO): regulation of DNA-templated transcription
Molecular function (GO): DNA-binding transcription factor activity, RNA polymerase II-specific; RNA polymerase II cis-regulatory region sequence-specific DNA binding
Source: RefSeq, a predicted model, not a curated record